Molecule: messenger RNA, 1713 nt
Organism: Arachis duranensis
Lineage: Eukaryota; Viridiplantae; Streptophyta; Magnoliopsida; Fabales; Fabaceae
Product: serine/threonine-protein kinase UCNL-like
Exons: 1
Coding region: 123-1490 (455 amino acids)
Biological process (GO): protein phosphorylation
Cellular component (GO): plasma membrane; nucleus; cytoplasm
Molecular function (GO): ATP binding; protein serine/threonine kinase activity
Source: RefSeq, a predicted model, not a curated record
GAAAAGGGCUAUAAAAAGCAUAUCCAGACCAACCCAACCAACCUUGUAUAUUUGUUUCCACAUACACUCACUCUUCUUCAUCCCCAUUCAAUUCAAUUCAUCACACAAGCUCCAAUCCAUCCAUGUCCACCAACGACAUGGAUUUCCCAUUACCACCCUUACCCUCACCACCACCACCACCACCACCAACAACAACCCCUCACCCUCUUAACCUAGACAACCUUAAAGCCCUCAAAAUCCUUGGCAAAGGUGCCAUGGGCACCGUCUUCCUCGUCCACGACAUCACCGCCACCUCUACCACCUUCUUCGCCCUCAAGGUCGUCGAUAAAACCACCCACCACGGCAAGCUUGACGCCGACCGCCGCGCCCGCUGGGAAAUCGAAGUCCUCUCCAAGCUCUCCAGCCACCCCUUCCUCCCUUCCCUCCUGGGCUCCCUCGACACUCCGGACUUCCUCGCCUGGGCCCUACCAUACUGCCCCGGUGGCGACCUCAACCGCCUCCGCUACCGGCAAAACGACCGCGUGUUCUCCCCCUCCGUCAUCCGGUUCUACCUCGCGGAGAUUCUGUGCGCCCUCCACCACCUCCAUUCCCUCGGUAUCGCGUACCGUGACCUCAAACCGGAAAAUGUCCUCAUCCAACACAACGGUCACGUGACACUCACGGACUUCGACCUCUCACGCAAACUCACACCCAAAACCGUUGCAACAACCUCUCAUACGGUUACAACAGUUGCAACUGACAUUACCAACAAAGGUAACAGCAUUCCGCCAUCGGUUCCCACGGAUCCUAAUAAGAUUCCAUCAGAACCUCCUCAUCGCAGGAGACACCGCCGGAACUUCACCCGCUGGUUCCCGCUCCACUCGCCGGAUGCAGCUCGUAAGAACUUGAAGAAAGUGAAAUCCGCCAGAGUCAGCCCCGUGAGUCGACGCAGGACGAGUUUCAUCGGCGACGGCGAGAGGUCCAACUCGUUCGUCGGUACCGAGGAGUACGUGGCGCCGGAGGUGGUGCGCGGCGAGGGACACGAUUUCGCCGUGGAUUGGUGGGCGCUGGGGAUUCUGGCGUAUGAGAUGAUGUACGGUACGACGCCGUUUAAGGGGAAGAACCGCAAGGAUACGUUCCGGAAUGUGUUAGUGAAGUCGCCGGAGUUCGUUGGAAAACGGUCGUCGCUGACGGAUCUCAUCGAGAAGCUUCUGGAGAAGGAACCGACGGCGAGAUUGGGGUACACUCGCGGAGCCGAUGAGAUCAAGGAGCACAAGUUCUUCCGAGGUGUAAGGUGGGACAUGUUGACGGAGGUGGUGCGGCCGCCGUUCAUUCCGGGAAGGAACGACGCCGGAUCCCGUGAAUCGAUGGAGGGUUUGUUAGGUGGAGAGGGCGGCGUGAACAUUAGAGAUUAUUUUCAAAGGUCGCGGUUGCCGCCGUCUUUGCCACCCUCGCCGUUGCCCUCGCCAUCCGGCAAGUUCAAGAGGAAUGUUUCUCUAUCGGAAUUCUAAUGGUCACGUGCGAGGGCAUUGAUGGCACGUGGAAGAGUUAGUUAUUCGGUUUAUUUUUUUUAACGGUGUUUACGUUGUGAUUUGCUGUGCACAUAUAGAAUAACGGUAGAUCUUGAAAGAAAAUCGCUAAUCGGAUUAGUGGUAGUUAGUUAUAUAGCCAAGAGUUGUAGAAUACCAUUGUUUUGUACGUGGAAAAAAAUAACCCUUUUUCUUUUAAUUUUAA